UUCCUUCCUCUCGAUGUUUUUUCUUUCUUCCUAGUUUAAAUUCAAGAGAUUUAAUUGUUAAACUCUUGAAUUAAAACUUAAGAAAGUUAUUUCUCAUCACUUCCAUAUAAGAAAACCAAGAAAACUUAAAUCUAUCUUAUUCUCUUCCUUUGGCCAAGUCAUUGGGAAUUCAAGAAGAAGGUUUUUGGUUCUUCAAUGGUAAUUUGAUCAUGGGGCUUGUGUGGACAAGUUAGAGGGCCAACAAUUGGUGGCCUAGCUCCCUAGAUUAGGUGGUUGAAUUUGAUUCUACGCCUAAGAGGACGUGAAUGAAGUAAGGGAUGAAGAAAAUAACGAGAAAGAGGAAGAGUAAUUUGGGCUAAGAAAGAUGAAUGUUAAUUAAUGUGUUGAAGCAACCAAGGAAGGAAGGAUAAGCCUAGCGUUUCGGCUACCAAGCAAUGGCAACAGCAAGUGCAAAUGGAUUUGCUAGUUUUGUCAGUGAAAAGCGAACAGAAGCUAAUUUUGAAAAGUGGAAGGAAUGCUUGAAACACUACUUGAUUGGUCAAGACUUAGGGAGUGUAGUGUUUGGAGAGGAAGAAAAACCCCAAGAAAAUGAUUCCAACUACAAGGAUUGGGUCAUGAAGAAUUCUAUGGCUUUACAUGCCAUUGAAACAUCUUGUGGGGCAGAUACCAUUUCAAAUUUGAUGAGGAAGUACCCAGAUGAAGUUGAUUCUGCCAAAUUUGUUUGGAAGCACUUGGCCGACAAACCCUCCACGAUUAAGCGCUACAAGGAAGAAGAAACAUCAAGCAUCCUUCAAUACAGAUCCCUAUACAAAGCUAUAGAAAAGGGAGAUUGGGAUAAAACUAAAGAUUGUCUAUCUGGGAAUCCUAAUGAUGUUAGGACAAAGAUAUCAUUGAUGGGUCUUAAUGCUCUUCAAGUAGCUGUUUUGGCUGGAAAAUUGAAGAUUGUAGACGAGUUGGUGAAGUUAAUGUCAGACGAAGACUUGGAAAUGACAUCCAACUAUGGUAAUACAGCUUUCACUCUUGCAGCCUUGAUUGGAAGGAUAGAUAUGAUGAAAAUCAUGUUGGACAAAAAUAAAAAUUUGGUUACUAAAGGAAAUGAUUACGAUGGCUGUCUUCCAAUUGUCAUGACUUCUUUAUAUGGCCAAAGAGAAACUAUACAUUAUCUUCUUCAGAGAACUCCCAUUGAAUAUCUCAGUCCACAAAGUGGUGAUAAGAAUGGUGCCACACUUCUAAAUUGCUUGAUCAGUGAUGGGCUUUAUGAUGAAGCACUGCGUCUACUGAAGAAAGAGGGGUACCGACAACUCGGUUUUAUGGAGGAUUUUAAUAGAAAUUGUGCUAUAAAAUUGUUGGCUAAGAAAAGUUCAGCAUUUCUAAGUGGAAGUAAUCUUGGAUUUUGGAACCGAUGGUUAUACUCUUGUGUUCCCAACCUCUAUCAAGAUGAUAUUAGUGCUCCAGAGCCCCGUGAUGAGGAGAAUGUCCAAAUCCCUUGCAAGCAAAAUUCAAGUGAUGGGAGAAGCACAAGAAAACAAGUUGUGAACCUAGCACAUGGGCUUCUUUGGAGAAUCUUAAAACAUCUUGUCCCUGAAAGCAUAAAAGAUAUGAAGAUGAGACAUGCUCAAGCCUUGCACCUCCUCAAAUUGCUAUUCAAGGAAAUACCAUCAAUAAGAAAUGAAGAACUCAAGAAUCUUAGGUUUAAUCUAAUAGUGUAUGAUGCAAUUAAGAAUGGUCUAGUUGAGUUUAUCCAAGAGCUAAUCACAUCUAACCCUGAAUUAGUAUGGAGAGUUGAUAACAUGGGAAGAACACUAUUUGCAUAUGCAAUCCUACUUCGUCAAGAAAAAAUCUUCAGCCUCAUAUAUGGAUUGGGUGAAAAGAGACGCACAAUAAUGACAAAAAGAGAUGUAUUUGGCAAUAACUUCUUACAUUUGGCAGCUAAGUUGCCUCCUGCUUUUCAACUUGAUCGAGUUCCUGGCGCAGCACUGCAAAUGCAAAAGGAAUUACAAUGGUUUAAGGAAAUAGAGAGCAUGGUACCAACAAAGUUCAAGGAACGAACUAAUGAAAAUGGUCAUACGCCUAAUGCUUUAUUCGCCAAGGAACAUGCAGAGUUGAUGAAAGAAGGUGAGAGAUGGAUGAAGAAUACCACAGCUUCAUGCAUGGUUGUGGCUGCUCUUAUUGCCACUGUUGUGUUCACAACAGCAUUUACAGUUCCUGGUGGCACCAAUAAUGACACAGGCAUUCCUAUAUUCUUGGGCUAUGAUGCAUUCCUGAUAUUUAUCAUUACAAAUGCCUUAUCACUCUUCUUUUCCAAUACUUCUGUAUUAAUAUUCCUUGGUAUCCUCACUUCACGUUAUGCGGAAAAAGAUUUCCUCAAAUCGUUACCCCAAAAACUGAUAAUUGGCCUUUCCACUCUUUUCUUCUCUGUAGUAACCAUGAUGAUAGCCUUUGGCUCAAGCAUUUUUAUUUUGCUCCAAAAACGAUUGACUUGGAUUGACAUUCCACUCACUAUUCUUUCCGCAGUGCCCAUUGCUUUCUAUAUAUUUUUUCAAUUUCCACUCCUAUUUCGGAUAGUGAUCAACACUCAUAAACACAGCUUAUUUGAUAAGCCCAAAGAACAACUUGCAGAAGAAAAUUUGUCUGAAUUGGGUUUAGAUUUAGCUGCUGAUGAACAGAGUUGACUUGAACAGACUCGCUUAUGUAUUUUAUUUGUUCUAUGUGUAGUUUUGGCAAUAAUAUGCUUACUUUCUCAUUGUUUCA
Messenger RNA from Hevea brasiliensis (rubber tree), 2751 nucleotides. RefSeq names its product protein ACCELERATED CELL DEATH 6. The record is from RefSeq and is a predicted model, not a curated record. Gene Ontology annotation, molecular function: protein binding. NCBI's taxonomy places the organism in Eukaryota, Viridiplantae, Streptophyta, Magnoliopsida, Malpighiales, Euphorbiaceae. The transcript is spliced from 9 exons. The coding region runs from base 435 to 2672 and encodes 745 amino acids.